AUGGCGCAAUCUCUCUCUUUUGCCGAGCUAAGCUUCGCAAUCGAUCCAAGCUCUGCCAAGAACAUCAAAGAAUCAAAACCACUAUGUGAGAACAUUUUUGAUGUGCCGCGAUCUGAACUUUUCGAAACAUACGAACGAUUACGGCAGGCAUUCUGGACGGAUACACCGAUUGUUGCUGUAGGCACAACAGCAACAACAACAACAAAAUAUACUACACCUACAACAAGCAGCUAUAAUAUUAAUAAUGAUAUUGAAAUGAUACCCACAUCAGCUUCACCCACGAAACGUCAAUUAAGUGAACCAGAAACCCCACAACAGUCUUCAUUUGGCAAGCGUCGACGCGUCGACAGCAGCUCAGCAACAGAAUUAUCGCUCAAACCCACGAUACAGCCACAAAACCAACAACAACAACAACUGUGCGCGUCUGCCGUAAUACCUUCUUUGAUGACACUAUGGGGAUUAAAGCGUAUCAUGAUACAACAGCUACGAUGUAGUCUGCCAAGCUACGACGAAACCAAGAUGACGAUGGUUAUCGAACAAUGCGACCAACAAUGUAACCAGGAACAAAAACAACAUCUGAAACAGUAUAUGGAACCCAUUCUGAUCGCCACGCGACGGCAUUGUCCAGCAUUGGAAGAAGCAUUGAAAAGAUGGCAGCGAUAG
Molecule: messenger RNA, 663 nt
Organism: Zychaea mexicana
Lineage: Eukaryota; Fungi; Mucoromycota; Mucoromycetes; Mucorales; Lichtheimiaceae
Exons: 4
Coding region: 1-663 (220 amino acids)
Source: RefSeq, a predicted model, not a curated record